AUGUCCUGGACCUUUUUCAACGCUAUCCAAAGUUUGCAGCAUCGAUCGCUGGCCCGCACUAUCGACGAGCUUGUGUCUGCCGUCGAGGUGGCGUUCAAAGACCUGCAUCAUGUUGUGCUGGACAAGACCUUUGUCACAUUGCAAACAGUCAUGGAAGAAACGUUGAAAGUUGGGGGCGACAACUGUUUCACUCUGCCGCAUUCGAAAAAGGACAAGCUGUCAAAGGAAGGUAAGUUGAAGGCACGUCUUCUAUGUGAAGAACAAAUGGACCGACUUAGUGAAGUGUUCAAUGUGUCAUGCUCGAUUGGAUUGUCCAUGAACCGGGACGGGAUUAGUCGAGUGUGUGAUGUGAUCAACCACAUUGCUCUAGAUAAUGACGACUAA
Molecule: messenger RNA, 384 nt
Organism: Aphanomyces invadans
Lineage: Eukaryota; Oomycota; Saprolegniomycetes; Saprolegniales; Verrucalvaceae
Exons: 2
Coding region: 1-384 (127 amino acids)
Molecular function (GO): nucleic acid binding
Source: RefSeq, a predicted model, not a curated record